Messenger RNA from Phascolarctos cinereus (koala), 2337 nucleotides. It is a transcript of the gene CUNH1orf174, whose product is annotated as chromosome unknown C1orf174 homolog. The record is from RefSeq and is a predicted model, not a curated record. NCBI's taxonomy places the organism in Eukaryota, Metazoa, Chordata, Mammalia, Diprotodontia, Phascolarctidae.
CCGCCUCCUGAUUGGCGGAGGCGGCGGUAGACGUCGGAGGACGCGGCGGCGGCCCCGGGCUGGUGUCUCCCCGGGUCGCGGGUCAGGUGCGCAAGGGAGCGUUAGCCCCGGGAGCUGAGGACGCCGCGGUGGCGGCGGCGCCUCAGACUCAUGAGGAGCCGGAAGCUUGCAGAUGGGGUGCGCUCUUCAGCACGCCUAAGGAGCAAAAACUGCCCAGCAACCAGAGCUGCCUCGGCUCAAGAAGCAGAUGGUUCCAAAUCUACAAAAACAGUGUGUUUGGCUUCAUCACACAAAGCAACUGAGAGACGUGCUUCCAAGACACUCAAGUAUGAAAAAGACGGUUUCAUCAAGUCAGGAUUACAAGAACUAACUACCAAAAAGGAAAAAACUUCUUUGCCAAAAACAGCAUCUGAAACCUCAAGUGAGAAUGAGCCUCUGAAGUGUGCUGAGCACAAAGCGUUGCCGCCAAGUAAUGAAGCUAAUACUUCCAAGAUUUGUGAACAGCAAAUAGAGAGGAAUGAGAAUGGUCUUUCUCAUCACAGUCACUCCAGAGAGGUGGGCAACAGUUACUUAGCAAAGACUGAAAAUGACUUGGCCCCCUCAAAAUAUAAAGAAAAUCUGGUAGAGGAAGACAUGUGUAAGCAUGAUGCUGUGCUGCUUGGGGAGGCUGGGUCAGAGGCAGAUCCCCAGAAGACACCAUCCCACAUAGACAAUAGCAUCUUUUUAGAUGAAGAUAGCAAUCAGCCGAUGCCAGUGAAUCGAUUCUUUGGAAAUGUCGAGCUCAUGCAAGACCUUCCGCCAGUUUCUCCACCUUGUCCUUCAAUGAGCAGACGGGAAUUCAGAAAAAUGCACUUCAGAGCCAAAGAUGAUGAUGAUGAUGAUGCAGAAAUGUAGAUAUUUAAUAAAACGUUAUAAAAUUAUAUCUCUAUUUUUUAUACAUUAAGGACAGUUACCAAUGUCAUGCUAUUACAGAUGAUUCUAAUUGCCACAUGUCAGUAUCAACAUAAACUCUCUCCCCAUGGGAACUUUCUAGCUUGAAAAGUAAGCUAAGGUAAUUUUGCUAUUCCUGGUUGAUAAGGUUCUAAAGCCACUGUGGGAAAUUCAUUGAGGUGAACUUGCAGGUUGUAAAGCUCCUAUUUUUUCUUUGGGGGGAUGAUUGGGCAGAAAAUUUUGCAUUGCUUUGUUCUUAACCGUGGCAGCUCCAACUAUACCUUCUAGUAAAGUGGGUCUACUACUUUUUAUAAUAAAUUAUGCUUUGAGUAAGCCCAGUGGGGCUAAGAAAGAAUGGCACAUUUAUACAUAUAAAAAUGGCAUCUAAAAUUUGUUUUUACAGUGUAUGAGCAAGCUUCUGUUCUACCAGUUCGGGUAAUUUGAGUGAUUCCUGCAGGUUACCUAAUAAAUUCACCUUGAGUGAUUUUUCUACUUUUGUUGUUUCCCUAUACAUGCAGACUAGUGGUUACUAUAGAUGUUUUAAGUUUGCAAAGGAAGUCUUAAACACUAGAAAAGAUUGUUUUUUAUAAUUACAUUUUAAGAAGCUUUAAUUUUGUCCCUAAGUGGACAGUAUUAUUCCUUCCAAAAAUAUUUAACCCAUUAAUGGAGAGAGCAAUUACUUGACUAAAGACCAAGCACUUAAUUCUUUCUCCUAAGGGUUUGACUAGUGUUAAGGCUCCUGCACCCAUUAAACAACCUCAAAGAAGGAGACUGCAGUAAAAGUAGAUCUCCACCUAAAAGGAAAGAGCCUCAUUUACUUUUCAGCAUUGAGGGGACUUUUUCCUUUUUGUCCAAUGUAUCUUUGUGUAAGUUGUUACAAGUCAAAAAAUAGUAAAUAAUGUUGACUAUACUCUAAUUUCUUCUCCAACUUCAUUUGUAGAAUAGUUUGAUAGCAAAUUAAAAUGAAGAGAAAAUUUUCAACUUCAUCUCAUAUGCCAUUCAAAAUAUUUGCCCUAGUUGACUUAUUUUUUUCCCCAGCAGCCAGUUUCGUUUUAAUUUGAUCAUUUUCCCAUUAGGAGAUGUGACCUUCUCUUACUCCAGAUAAUUCUGUGAUUUAUUGGUCAAUGAACCUACAAUACAUUUAAUAACAUGGACAUGUUGCUUAUAAUCCAUUCAUAUUAUGAAAGCUUGGGAAAAUAAUUUACAGUUUGAGAUUACUGCAUGAACUUGACUAUUAAUCAUAACGCCUCUCUGGUGGUAAUUGAGUUGCCUCAAAAUUUUAGAAUUUUGUGUUUGCUCUAUUAGUUUCUAUGUACUUUUUUUAAAAAAAAUUAAAUCAGAAUGUUAUCUACCAGUACUGCUCGUUAUUAUUGCUGUGUUCCAAUAAAAAAGUUAUAUUGAAAAAAC